This is a messenger RNA of Amphiprion ocellaris (clown anemonefish), 3251 nucleotides long. It is a transcript of the gene limd1a, whose product is annotated as LIM domains containing 1a. Gene Ontology annotation, biological process: regulation of DNA-templated transcription; cytoskeleton organization; positive regulation of miRNA-mediated gene silencing. Gene Ontology annotation, cellular component: adherens junction; P-body; transcription regulator complex. Bases 683 to 2512 code for a protein of 609 amino acids. Lineage: Eukaryota; Metazoa; Chordata; Actinopteri; Pomacentridae. Gene Ontology annotation, molecular function: transcription corepressor activity. The transcript is spliced from 8 exons. The record is from RefSeq and is a predicted model, not a curated record.
GUUCGGCUAUUUUUACACAGGAGGUUUUUCAGCUAACUUCUGUGUAACGUAGUGCUCAAUGAAAGCAGCGCUGAUCUGAAUUGUACUUGACUCGAGUACUGCGCCUUUAAAAACAAACUGUUCCCUGUUUUCGGUCCCAACCGGCGGACACGUACGGCACCGACGGUUCUCCCACGGUCUGCUCCGCGGGCACUACUUUUUAAAAAUCUGUUAACCGUUGCGACAUUAACGACAAACUUAGCAAUUUUUAGCUACUUUAAAGUACUUUCGCUCCUCGUUCGGACGCGUGGAGGACAAAGUUUUGAAUGAAGGUUUCCCGCUGGGACUGUACAGCAGGAGGAGGGGGCAGUUUGUGGGGUCGUCCGGGGGUAUCAGCUCUGGGAAUCUGCUCACAUUUAUAACCAGGCAGACGGCGGCUUCUUCGGGGCAGAGCGGAGCUGGACUGACGGACGGAGUUAGCCGGUGGAGGACGCGGAGUUUGAAACUUUUUGUUUUUCGCCGCAGAGGAUUAAAAGGAGAAAAAAACGAGUAAGAAAAGUUGAAUUCUGCUUCUUCUGGACCACCGUGUUCUGCUGCUGGACUGUAACGUUAAGUUAAUUCACUCUGGAAGUGUUUUUACAGACAGUGUUUUAGCUAGCUCCCACAUAACUACUCGUAACUUAACUGAAGCUAAACCCGCAAAAUGGAUAAAUACGAGGAUUUAGGACUUGAAGCGAGUAAGUUUAUCGAGGAUUUAAAUAUGUAUGAAGCAUCCAGAGAUGGUUUAUUUCGAACGAGGAGGGAUGCGGGAAAUAACCCGGACUUUGAGGAGACUAGAAGAGUUUUUGCGUCCAAAAUGACUAAAAUACACAUGCAGAAACAGCAAGAGGAGAUGGCAAAAAAUAACCAGGCCAUUAAAAUGAAUGGGGGUCACAACAGCACACAUUACACUAAAGACAGACCGCCUAUCAAUAGUUACAGGCAGGCGGGUGAAGCGGCGGCGAAGCCCCCGAUACUCUCUGGCCCAGUGCCGAGCAUCGCGGCCGGGAGCCAGUACGCACAGUUUGACGGGCAGAAGCACCACACGGGUCUCCAGCCUGAACUCCCAGCUAGCAGGGCAUACGGCUACGGAAACAAUUACGAUAAUAAGGAGCGCUCCGAGCCACAGUCAUACCAGCACAACACCCCUUCUCCGCCCAGCCCUGCGUCUCAUUGCGCGCCCACACAUGCUCGUCACCCGGUGAGCCAGCCGGCUGCUUGGGCCCCAUCCAGCCAGAGUUCCCCAUCUGGGUCAGGGAGCAGCGGUGCACCUCAGCAGCAGCCCCAGCGCCCACAACCACCCUCCACCGUCAACAGUCUUCCAUCCCAGCAGAAACAGGCUGCCCCUUCUCCUGUUAACCUGAGUCCAGCCUCCUCUGCAGGGCCAGCCAGAGGAUGGACAGCAGAACCCUCUGGCUCACCAAAACCGGACCUGAUCCCGGCUUUGCCUCUGAGUGCCUUCACAGGAGGAGCCGACUUCCAUGUGCAGCAGCCCUCCACCCUGCCUGCAGCCCAUUACGUGGCACCUCCGCCUUCCAAACCCUCUGCCAGCCUUAAUGGUCCUGUGGCAUCUUCCUCUGUCCCACCUGCAUCUUCAGAAACACCUCAGCCCAAAGCCCAGAUGGCAUCCAUUGCCUUGAGCCCUGCCAGUGUCUCCAAAAGCAUCAGCCAGGGUCAAGGUCAGAGCCAAAUACCUGCCAGUGGUGAAGCUGAAGUGCCAUCCUCCCCUAAGCCUGUCCAACUACCCUCUCAGUCUCUUCUCACGCAGCCCCCUGAACAGAGGCCUUCAGCAGCUGAAAUAAAAUUAGAAGCCCUCACUAAGCGGCUGGAAAAAGAGAUGGAUGCCCAACCAAAGGCUGACUACUUUGGAUCCUGUGUCAAGUGUAAUAAGGCAGUGUAUGGAGCCAGCCAGGCCUGCCAGGCUAUGGGAAGCCUCUACCAUGACAGCUGCUUCACCUGUAGUGCUUGUAGUCGAAGGCUGAGAGGGAAGGCUUUCUACUAUGUCGGAGGGAAGGUUUUCUGUGAAGAGGAUUUCCUGUAUUCUGGUUUCCAGCAGUCUGCUGACAAGUGCAACGCAUGUGGACAUCUGAUUAUGGACAUGAUCCUGCAGGCCCUGGGGAAGUCGUACCACCCCGGCUGCUUCCGCUGUGUCAUCUGUAACGAGAGCCUUGAUGGAGUACCCUUCACUGUGGACACUGAAAAUAAGAUCUAUUGUGUCAAGGACUACCACAGGGUCUUGGCACCUAAAUGUGCAGCCUGUAACCAACCCAUCCUGCCUUCAGAGGGGUCUGAUGAAACCAUUCGAGUUGUAUCGAUGGACAAAGAUUACCAUGUGGAAUGCUAUCACUGCGAGGACUGUAAGAUGGAGCUGAACGACGAGGAGGGUCACCGCUGCUACCCUCUGAACGGACACCUCCUCUGCCACUCCUGCCACCUGAAGCACAUCCAGCCCAGCUGCUCCGCUUCUGUCACUGCUGCUACCGCCUCCUACUAACAGGUGGAUGGAGACACCUGGUGGAUGUGAGGGGGAACUGUAGGAGUGGAUGUUAACAAUUCUUGUUGUAGAGGAUUGAUCGACUGAAUGCAUCACAUCCUGAUGUGUGUAUUCUAACAGGGGUGUUAAUGAAGUCUCCUUUAUGCAGAACAUAACAGGGGUUUGACCCAGUAAUGAAGUAUUGCAAUACACCAAAGCCCUACUUUGAAUGCAAUGAAGCGUCACAUUUGCAGAAGUGACGCCAUGUUGUUGUUAUUUUUCUGUAAAUACCAGUUGCGUCAGCUGUGUAGAUAUCUUUCUGUCAGCUCGUUUCAGAUACUGUGUGCCUUCAGUGAACCUACAAGUUAGGUUCUAAUCAGGAUAAUUUACACAAAUGAUGUGAAAGCAAGUGUGGAAUGUGACAUAAAUCACAGGUACCUAAUGUUGCAGACAGAGAGGAAGGAUAAUCACAAAGGACUGGAAGGAACACAACAGCUUCUACAGUAAUACCAGCUGAUGUGUGUUUAUAUUUAACAGAGAUACUAAGUGUUUUUAUUACUUUUAAAAAGUCACAGAAUAACAACUCCUUCUACUUUUUCUCAUUUUAAUCAGUUGCCGCUGUGUAGGAGUAGUUUUAUUCUCAAACAGGUUACCAGACAUACCUAUAUCUGGAGCUGCACACAGAGCCAGCGUCGUCAUGUUCUAUAUGCAAACAGUACGCAAUUAAUCCCAUCAAAUAAUAAACUCUGAACACCUCAAA